UUCAGUGAGUACAGUAGCCACUUCAGUACCUCUCAAAUUCUGCGCUCUUCUGACAGCUCGUAUCAUAUGCCUGAUUUCCUCUCUCUUUCUCUCUCCCUCUCUCAUUUUUUAUGUUUCUUUACAAAGAGAGUUUAUAGACACAAAGCAGAGUAGCGAGAGAUAAAGAGCAUGGUUUCGGUAAAAGAUGUUCUCAAGUCCUCAGCUGCAACAUCCAUGGAUUUCAAGCUCAUCGUUCUCAUCUUCAUUCUUUCCUCUGCAAGCCUCUCUUUGUCUUAUGAACCUCGAAACCAUGAAGUGGAAGCUCUGAUCAGUAUCAGAAGGUCUCUGAACGAUCCCCAUGGAGUUCUGAACAACUGGGAUGAAGACUCGGUCGAUCCUUGUAGUUGGGCUAUGAUUACUUGUUCCCCAGAAAACCUCGUUAUUGGCCUGGGAGUUCCAAGCCUGAGUUUAUCAGGAACUCUGUCUGGAAGAAUUGGGAACCUCACAAAUCUUCGACAAUUGUUAUUGCAGAACAAUAACAUUUCUGGAGAAAUUCCGAUGGAACUCGGAAACCUUCCCAAGCUUCAGACGUUGGAUCUAUCCAAUAACCGGUUCUCUGGCAACAUUCCCAUGUCUCUGGGUCAACUCAGCAGUUUGCUAUACCUGAGGCUGAAUAAUAACAGCUUAUCCGGAGCAUUCCCAGUGUCCUUGGCCAAAAUCCCUCAGCUUACUUUCUUAGACUUGUCUUUUAACAACCUCAGAGGUCCUGUCCCCAAGUUUCCCACCAGAACAUUCAAUGUUGUGGGAAACCCUCUCAUGUGCGGAAGCCCCAGUGCCGAAGGCUGCUCUGGAACACCUAUUCCUAUUCCACUCUCAUUCUCCAUUGAUCCAUCCACCGGUUCAUCAAAGAGCAAAAGCAAAGCUCAGAAACUAGCUGUUGCAAUCGGGGCUAGCAUCGGUUCAAUAUCUUUUCUCGUGAUUGCACUUGCCCUCUUCAUCUGGUGGAGGAAGAACCAGAAGAGACAGACCGUACUGAACAUAAAUGACAAGCAAGAGGAAGGUCUGAUACGCCUAGGCAACCUCAGACAGUUCACAUUGAGGGAGCUCCAAUUAGCUACAGACAAUUUCAGCCCGAAAAACAUACUGGGCAAAGGAGGGUUUGGCAACGUUUACAAGGGAAGGUUGACAGAUGGGACGGUGGUGGCCGUGAAGCGGCUCAAGGACGUGAGCGGAACCGCCGGAGAGCUGCAAUUCAAGACGGAGGUCGAGAUGAUAAGCCUGGCGGUGCACCGGAACUUGCUGAGGCUGCUCGGUUACUGCGCCACCUCCAACGAGAGACUCCUCGUCUACCCUUACAUGUCAAACGGCAGUGUCGCUGCCAGGCUCAGAGGUAAGCCUGCUCUGGACUGGAACACUAGGAAGAGAAUAGCCGUUGGAGCAGCGAGGGGUCUUCUUUAUCUGCACGAGCAGUGCGACCCCAAGAUUAUUCACAGAGACGUAAAGGCUGCUAACGUGCUCCUGGACGACUACUGUGAGGCCGUGGUUGGUGAUUUUGGUCUGGCCAAGCUUCUCGACCAUGCCGACUCUCACGUGACCACCGCCGUCCGUGGAACCGUCGGCCACAUAGCGCCGGAGUACUUGUCGACGGGGCAGUCAUCGGAGAAGACCGACGUGUUCGGGUUCGGAAUUCUGUUGCUGGAACUCAUCACCGGCAUGAGAGCGCUCGAGUUCGGUAAAGCCGUUAAUCAGAAAGGAGCAAUGCUUGAUUGGGUGAAGAAGAUUCAGCAGGAGAAGAGAGUAGAGAUGCUGGUGGAUAAGGAUUUGGGGAGCAACUACGACAGAAUAGAGGUGGGGGAGAUGGUGCAGGUGGCUCUCCUCUGCACUCAAUACCUCCCUGCCCACCGGCCCAAGAUGUCCGAGGUGGUCCGAAUGCUGGAAGGUGAUGGGCUGGCCGAGAAGUGGGAGGCCUCACAAGCCCAUCACCACCAUCAUAACUCCAACAAUCAUCAUAACAGCAGUAGCAUAGCUUGUACUGCAGCUGCAGCACAUCCGAUCAUGUCAAGACAUGAUGAUGAUGACCAUGCAAGCAUGUUAGCAGCCAUCAUGGAUGAUGAUGAUGAGCAUUCUCUGGACGUCUAUGCCAUGGAGCUUUCUGGUCCAAGAUGAUUAAGCUUCUCCUAUUUUUCUUCUUUGUUUUUUGAAUUAUUUUAUAGAGGAGAGAAAAUGAGAAUCGUGAAAGAUUAUAGGGUGUAAAUAGAAAUUUUAAGUUUGGGGGGUGCGUCUUGCGCACUGCGGCGUUGUAUAGGACAUGCAGGGUGGAGAGUGGGAAAGAUGAUUCCGUGUGUCUUACCCCACCAAAGGACAGAACGUACAGAGGGGAAGAAGCUCAGCUCAGGUUUAUUUGUAUGAAACAAGGUGUUUGAAACUUGAAAGCGAAGGCCAAGAUGAUGUUAUGUGUUAGUUGAUUUUCAGUUUGAUUCUUUGACUGGUUUGACUAUUUUUAGAGAGAGAAAGAGGGAGAAAGAAUUUAGAGGGAGGACCGGAGGAGUCGUUUUCGGUCAUCCUUGAACGAAGGAUCACGUGGUUGGUAUGCUUUACGUGUCACUUUCGGAGCUUCUUUUUUGUCUGCAUUGUGUCACGCUUCUACGUGUACUUUCUGUGUGACAAUAAUGACCUUGGCUUUUGUCCGAAUUUCUUA
Messenger RNA from Nelumbo nucifera (sacred lotus), 2677 nucleotides. Its product is annotated as protein CLAVATA3 INSENSITIVE RECEPTOR KINASE 3. Gene Ontology annotation, molecular function: protein kinase activity; ATP binding. The record is from RefSeq and is a predicted model, not a curated record. Gene Ontology annotation, biological process: protein phosphorylation. NCBI's taxonomy places the organism in Eukaryota, Viridiplantae, Streptophyta, Magnoliopsida, Proteales, Nelumbonaceae.